AAGCCUGGGGAACUUAUUUCUUUCCUUCCUCUGUAACCUAACCACCUGCACUCUCCUUGUAAUGUCAGGCCUUAACAUAACACUGGGUUAUUUCAUCAGUGUGGUGGUAGUAAGUGGAUUUGCCAAAGCUCUGCUGACACAAUGGAGGCCACGAUGGAAUUUCCUGUCUGAGUUUAUUGCAGCUUUUGCGCUUGCAGCAUGUCGGCUGGAAGUGCAAACCAUUUCUGAGAUUGGUCAGUGGGCUGGAGGCCUGGGCCAGGACGUUACCCUCACCAUGCUUUUCCUUGCCUUAACUGUCCAUGGAGUCAUCAUGCAAGGAGUCACCGGAAAUCCUUCAGUAACUGUAAUGGGGUACUUACAAAAAGAGACAGGAGCAGUAUCCUCUUCUCUUAGCAUAGCAGGUCAGUUCGGAGGUGCCCAGCUUGCCCUGCUUUUUGCCGGGUGGUAUUGGACAAUGGAACUCACAGACAUGCAUAUGAUCAAGGUUAUGAUGAUGACUCAGUGCAGUUCAUCACUGAAUGUGUCCCUGACACAGGGGACCAUCACAGAAGUUGUAAGUGCACUGUUAUUUCACCUGGUGGACCUCAGCCUUCGCCGUAGAUCAAAACUGCUCCGGAUUCCCAUCCUGGCCCUGCUGCUCACCUUCCUUUAUUACACAGGAAACACAUACACCUCUGCAUAUGUGAACCCAUCACUUGCUUAUGCGCUUACAUUCAAUUGCCCUGGACACACCUUCUGGGAAUAUGCUGUAGUCUACUGGCUAGGGCCCCUCAUUGGCAUGACCCUGGCCUUGCUUCUCUACAUGGGUAACAUCCCUUUGCUUUUCACCAAGAACCUGCUUUUCUCAAAAAAGGCACACCUUCGCCUUCCAAAAAGAAAAACAUCAGAAGAGAAAAGUUCAUGAGACGAUGUGCAUCAACUUUAAAAUAUAUACAUUUACUUUAAAAUAUCAUUAAAUAUUUCCACCUUAGUGCAGAAUUCUGAUAUGCCAAGGUCACAUGCUAAGCUGAUGGCUGUAUAAUGUUUAUUUACAAGGGGGGAAAGGGAUCACCAGGAAAGAAAAACAAGCAGUUUUAUACAUUUUGCAAGAAUAAAAUAUGCAUGUGCCAUCUCA
Ictalurus punctatus (channel catfish) is the source of this 1114-nucleotide messenger RNA. It is a transcript of the gene aqp12, whose product is annotated as aquaporin 12. The transcript is spliced from 3 exons. Gene Ontology annotation, cellular component: membrane; cytoplasm. The coding region runs from base 62 to 904 and encodes 280 amino acids. Gene Ontology annotation, molecular function: channel activity. Gene Ontology annotation, biological process: transmembrane transport. NCBI's taxonomy places the organism in Eukaryota, Metazoa, Chordata, Actinopteri, Siluriformes, Ictaluridae. The record is from RefSeq and is a predicted model, not a curated record.